UAAUGGGCAUGAAAAUGGAAGAAGGAACUAAGAAGUAUAACGAGAUUUUGAAUGCAUUUAACAUUUUGGUUCAUCACAUGGCAGAGAAUUCAGUUUACUCCUCGGUGGGCUUAGGAUUUCUAACUCUAACGCCAGAUUACAAAAAAACACUUAAAUUUUUAAAAGAGUUAGUACGCGAUUUGAUUAAGAAAAAUCCCUCUCUCAAAGCCGAGUCAGAUGAACACGAAGACGGCAAACAAACGGUAAUUAAUUUGACGCUAAAAGCUAUGAAACAAGGAAUAUACAAUGUCAAAGAAGUGGAAAUUCAGAGUUUUUCAAUGAUUGCUGCG
Molecule: messenger RNA, 329 nt
Organism: Rhagoletis zephyria (snowberry fruit fly)
Lineage: Eukaryota; Metazoa; Arthropoda; Insecta; Diptera; Tephritidae
Source: RefSeq, a predicted model, not a curated record